GUUGUCACUUUUCAUGUCAUUUCCAUUAUCGUUCUUUUAUCAUUCUUCUCUCGAAUCAGUGUCUCAUUGAUUUGUUAGAGUUAAUGUCAGAGUUUGACGAGAAUCGAAAUUGAAAAGAAAUUGCUACAGGCCACUGAUGUAUAUAGAUAGAAUGCCACCACUUUAUAAAGUAAUUAAGUAUUUAUAUUCAUAUAUAUAUAUAUAUAUCCAUUAUAAAAUAUAAUUAUUAUAUUUGUACAAUAUAUAUAAGGCAGCCAUCUCCAGUGAAACAUUCAUAACAAGUGUGUGAUAAUAUUUGUAAAACUUGAUAUCCAAUAAACAAUCUUAUGUUCUUUACAAAUCACUGUUUUAGCUGCGUUCCCGCUGAUAGAGGAAAAAUGAAGCUACGCUAAGAAGAAGUAAACACAAUAAAUGCUCAUUUCUACGACCAACAACGGUAACAGUGAAAGGCGAAAGUGCCAUCUAUAACGAAUGUGCUGCCAUUUGAACGACUUGUGUUAAUACGAACCAGCGAGAAUAGAUAGCGUCAUCGGCUAUCUUGUGCACGUUUAAAAAAAGCAAAGGACAACAAUACGCGAUCGAAUGCGGUGAAAAAAUCGGUGAAAUGGUGGUGUUGUGUCGCGAAUAUAUUUAGAACGAGCUAUAGAAGAAAGGGAAAAAUGGAAAACAGUCUGAUAAGAAGCGGAAAUUUGCGGAUACUACUUGCACGUUCCUCGGAUCACGAGAUACAACGACCCUAUGCCGCACGUGUCUGCUGAAUCUUUUAUAGACAGUCGGUGCUGCCUUUGUAAAUAUCGUAAGAAGAUUCUAUAGCGUUUCAACUGGUCAAUUUCCUGGAUGAUUAGCUGCCUAUAGCUAAAGAGUGUACGAUGUUGGAAGGUGGACGUGCAGUGAUCUGGCUCCUUGUAUCAGCCCUACAAGCUGCACGCCACCCGAAAGAUUCACCUACUAACCCAGUUGCACCUGUUUGAACCCACCAGUUGCAGAGUCCUGCACCGUAACCCCAUGACGCGUUUAACACAUGGCCCGCCUGGAGACGAACAAGCAUCGAAGACUUAGCCGACAAAUUUUACAAGAGAAACGUUCACAUUUUCUCACCUGUUAUCCAAUGGUUAUUGCUAAUUACUAGAUUUACAUGUGUCAGCUGUAUGCAAUGGAGUAAGGGUAAAAAAGUACCAAGUAUAGUGGUGCAUAAAGGCAGCAGGUCGCACAGUCGACCUGAUAGUCCCACGGUGGUGGUGCGAGGAGGAAUGCCAUCAGUGUCAUCCUCCAGGCAAGGCUUCGUCGUAGGUGAACGCUCGAACGCGUUGCAUCGGAAUAGUUCAGAGUCGGAUAUGAUAGACGGGAAUGUCAGUCCGAAUGUCGCCACUUCUCCAACAUCGAAUUCGAUCCAGCAUCGUGUAUCGCCCUCUUGUCCCCCCGAUAAAACGGACACAGAGAACAAAAACUUUCGUAACAGGACGAAUACGAAAGUGAAGCUGUUGGUUAGGAGCCAUGCUAUGAGAGAAUCUACCUCUCCACCGAGAGAACCGCAGAACGGUUCCUCGUCUCCGCAUAGUCCUCAAUCGGUGGACGGUGAAAAGAAACUCUCCGCGGGUAACCUGUCAUCGUCUAAUUCCACUAACGCGAAGCUCAAUAACAACGAGUCAAUGUUCAACAGUAAUCUUUAUCCGAAUCAAUCCCCGAAGCAAAUGCGUAACACGGCCACUUCGCCUACUUGUCGAGCUCCAUCGCGAAACGGUCAAUCUAGUCCUUCUCAACUUCAUUCACCAAAGAAUCAUACAUCUCCAACGAACGGCAAUAAGUCGGAGAAUCAUCGUUCCAAGAUGACAGGCUCGAACGUGAUCCAAAAAUACAAUAACUGCGUGAAAAACAAUCAAAACGAUCGACCAGGCCUGCUACAGACACCCGUAUCCCCAUCGAAGUCUGGUCAGGCGUUACAGCACUCGCCAAAGAGCACGAACCUGGCCCAAAAUGCGCAAAACAAUCAACAAAAAUCGGAACAACGUAGGCCGAACACGUUGAACAUUUGCAACAACCACUGUAACAACGCACAGUGUGGCAAUACUCUGUCUGUGAGCAGACCAAGCUCGAGGCAUAAAUUGAGGCAUCAAAAUUCUUCCCAGGGUAGUUUCGACAGUGCUUCACCAUGCCUAUCGCGAGAUAGCAGUACGGAAUUGUACACGGACAGUACCGGGAUAGAUCUGGAGCAUUUCAUCGCGGAAACUAUAAAUCGUAAUCAAAAGGAUCGCACGGUGCUGUUGAAAAUAGAGAAAGACUUGAUAGAAUUUGCGAGGGAUAAACAGAAAGUCUGUCAUAAAUUUCCAAACAUGUCCUCGUACAAUAGAAUGUUGGUACAUCGCGUGGCCGCUUAUUUCGGAAUGGAACACAACGUUGAUCAGUCAGGUUCCAGUGUCAUAGUUACUAGGACAAAGAACAUGCGAAUUCCGAAUACUCGUUUCAAGGAACACAUUAGAGACGAUUUAAUUCUGUCGGAGGAACCUCGUCGAAGUAUUUUGAAACGAGAUUCCAGUUCGUUCGAAGACAGUUUCAAUUUCAAGUCCCCUGACAGAAUGUCCGGUGAUUAUUGUCGACAAAACAAGAGUUUCGAGGAACGAGAGGAGGAAUACGAACGCGCUAGACGAAGGAUAUUCAAGGAUAGCAGUGGAGAGAGUGGCGAAGUUACUUCCUGGCCAUAUUGGUCCUCUUCGGAAAGUUCUGAUGCUUCUGCGAGAUACCGUUUGUUGCAUCCUUCGGACCACACCAUAAGACAAAUGAAACUCACGAAAGGAGAAUCUUUUGAUGGAAGAGAAUCUUGUCGAGGUUCUAUAUUGAGGCCAUCGGUUUCCAAGUCGUUCAGUUUUGGUGGUUACACCAGGGGUAUGCUUUCUAGAGGGGACAGUGUCACAUCUACUCACAGCGCAGGAGCUCGACUUAUGAAGCAAGAUUCAGGUGCUAGUAUGUGUUCGCGACUGAGUCCUUCGAGUAGCGGUUACAAGUCACAAAGCCAGCGUAGCGACGCAACGAUAUCGCCUUCUCCUUCGCCAUCUCCUGUGGCAAACAUGACGUGCAGUCAUACCCAAGUAUCUAGUCAGGAUCUCGCAUCGCCAGAGUCUAAUAACCAAACGGUAAUGUGGGCAGUCACUAAUAUAUCCAGUGUACCGCCUGGUAGCAUAAUCAUAAACCCCCAAACCAAUCAGCCAUACACGAAUCCGGAUGGUUCGAUUUAUCGAUUCGAUCCGGAGAAUCCACCAAAAUUUUAUACGGCUCCAUCCUCGCAAGAGAACAAUGGAAACAACGCGUCGCCUGUUAAAAGCGUAGAAACAUCCGAGCCAUGCAAAGUUACGAAUAAUAUAAAGAAUGAAAAUAAGAAGAAAUCACAAUGCAGCAAACAUGCUAGUAGCAAUACAACUACAGUUACUCGUGUGACAAACUCUGCUACGUCACCGAGUUUGCCAUUCACACCGCCGCCACCGCCACCACUACCACCGCAACAACAGCAAAAUUUAGGACCAUCGCCAUUACAACAGCAACAUCAGCAGCAACAUCAGCAGCAACAACAGCAACAAACUCUAGUCAAAUCGUCAUCGACGAUGCAAACUUGUAAUCAUAACCAAACAGCUCAACCAUAUUCGACUUACCCACCUACCUCAGAUACAUACAACCACGGUGUUUUUCAACCCCAUGUGGGUCAGCAGACUGUGAUGAUGGCUCCUCAUCCGAGUCAGGGUCAGGCGAACGUUCCGAAUAAUGGUCAAGGGGAUGUAUACAAUCAGAAUUCAAUUUAUACGAAUUAUACAGCAGUACCUGUACAGCAAGGACCAGUAUCGCAAACAACAGAAGUAACGGAAUUAUCGGGAUAUUUUAUGGGUAUGAGUAUCUAUGAUCAACGUGUGGCAGGAGAAAAUCACUCUACACCACCUCAUUCUUAUCCACAACCACAGCCAUCUGCGAAUCAGACAAUGCAAAGUAUGCAGACUAUGCCACAAAAUUAUUGGCAACCACCACCCAAUUCAAUGCCACCGCAACAAACAAUGUAUUUUGUACCUCCACCUGGUGCAGCACUUACAGUUAGUCAGGGUCCAGCUGAUAGGCAACAGUUGCAUCAACAGCAAAGAUUCACGUCAAAUUAUUCUUUUAAUGCACAAACUAUGACUCCUCCGAGCCAAUCAAACUCUAAUUAUGUGGGCAGCUAUCCAGUACCUUACAAUUCGAUGCCUACCGUGACACCAACACCAGGCGAUUACACGUACCAAGCUCCGGUUCACAUGGUCCCCACGUACUACCCACCAGGUCAAGCGACGAUUCAGCCACCACCUGUCAUGUAUAGAGUACCUACUCCACCAAAUACUCCAACUUCUAAUCAGAUGUCUGGAAUGCCAUUGAUGUACGUUAAUUCUGGCAGCUAUCCACCACCAACAAUGGUAUCAAAUGGAACCUUCGGUCACCAAGUUGGGCAUAAUGGCACGUCACCGGCGCCUCCUGGAACGUACAUAACUCCCGCGCUGGUUCCUAAUCUGGUUUUCAGGCAAAAUGUUCCUGUUGUUGCCGGUGUUCGAGCUUCGACACCAGGCAAUUCUCAGAGAACAAGCAGGUCGCCGACUCCAGCACACGAACUCUUCGGAAGUGGGAGCGGGGACAGAAACGCACAACCCCAACCACGCUACCCACUGCCAAUGUAUCAGGGUGUUCAUAUUGUGCAAGGGGAUAUGAGAUUGAUGCAUCCAGGAGUACCAGUUAACCCGCGGUUGCAAUAUGCACCAGUACCAUCACCACCAGUUGUUCAGGGCUGUCCACGACCUUACAGACCACCUUCGUACUCGUCGAACGCCUCAGGCGCUGGUACACCCACCUCGUUUGAUGGAAGAAAUCAGAAGAUUCGUAAACAGAGGUCCAAAGUAACACAAUUACCAUCAACCGGCGCGCGGUCCAAUCUCUAUCAAACACCUUCCAUGCCAUCGCUUUCGUCUAAUGUACCGAAAGAUAUCAGAGAAGCGAAACCUGUGGAAGACAAUAUGAUAUAAGGGACCGUGAAGGUGACAAUCACCAGUCGAAAUCAACUGGUACAGUAUUAAGUACCUGGGCCAAUAUAGGAACGAAACACCGGCUGAACGUGAUGAAAAGACAAUUGAUUCGUUGCAAGCUGAUACACAAGAAAUUGGAAUGGCAGCUCGUGGUUCAUCAGUACACACACGCGCGCACGUGCGCAUAUUUACACAAAACACACAAAGUACACAAUGAUCCUUAUUAUUAAUAUUAACUAUACUUUUAAUUAAAUAUUUAAGAGAAGAGAAUAUAUAAAAAAAAGCACACACUGAUAGAGUAUAAAAUUCACGUGUUACAAAAUUGAGAAGAAACGAACAAGAACGAAAACACCUCUAUGAUAACAAAGAAACGGUUAUGCGCGUAUCUUUUGAUAAGAAAAAAAAAGGGGGGGAAGAAUGAAAAUAUCAAUAUAUGCCACGUUGAUUUCGUUCACAGUAUUUGGAUAGAGAAUAGUAUGAUAAAAAGAUACAUACAGAUUGUUUUACAAAAGGAUACAUACCGUGAAAAGUGGAAAUUCUUCGUAGCGAAGGAAAUUGAAAAAUUUUUUAUCAUUUUGACAUUUCUGGGACUUCGUAUUCAAAGUACAAGCAGUCAGAAAUGAAGGCAUUUAGCUUUUAAUUUUUCAAUUUUGUUUAACCAUGGAGAAUUUCAGGGUUUCACAGUGUAUUUCAUUUUUUAAGGCAGUCUGUAUUUAUACGUAUGGAAAGAGAAGGUUUAAUGUGUGCAUUGUUUUCGCUGUAGAGCACGCUUAGACACAGUGGGUGCACACCGAUCAGAGUUACUUGAACAGAAUUUUAACUAUUACAAUUAUUAUAUAUAUAUAUAUAAUAUUAUAUAUAUAUAUAUAUAUAUAUAUAUAUACAGUAUAUUAUAUCUGGAGAUAUUUUAAUCGCGGUUUUAUAGAUACUAUAUGAAUGUGAGAUUUACUUUUAAGGAAAAAAAGGUACUUUUAAAAGUGAACACAGAUAAAAAUACACAGGGAUUUCUUGUACAUACAAGAUCCGUGUAUAAUAAUGAUAAAAACUAAUGUACGCGCAUUACAAAAGUACACGACAUACUGAGUACGUUUACAGCAUAGCUGCAAUCCGUUCGGAAUAUCUGGAUUUGACUCAACGUUCCUUUUUAAGGAGUGAUCAUUGCUCACCGAUUCUUCCAUAUACUGCCACCAAACGGUUGCAUUAAUCUCUCAAAGGGAGUGACAGUGAAAAAAGAAACGAAAGGAAGAAAUAAAAAUUGCUGCCAGUUACGAUUCAUGGCCACACGAUCAAAUUAUUUGCUACCUCAAUUUUGUACCAAAAACUUUUUAGUCUGUAUCGGCCUUUAAAUAGAGUAACAAUUUUUCAGAAAAUUUUUCAUUCUCUUCUGUUAUUUAGAUAAAGGAGUAUUGACGUAUUCAGGCAUGUUCAUCGUUAAUAAGAUUCUUUCUUUUUUGUCCCGUUCAAUCAUUGAUAUUCAACGUCGCUUCUGAUCUCUGUACGAUUACUUUAGUCCAAGUUAAUGUAACUCGAACGAACGUGUAAACGUAUUCAGUACAUGGUCUAUCUAACUAGUUCGACACAGUAGUUAAGUAGCGCGAAACCAUCACAGCUUUAUAUCACAAAAAGAGAAUCUAUCUCUUAAAUAUUUGAAAUUUUGUUCUUUCUUUUUCUUUCUUUUUGUCUAUAUUAGGGAAUUGAUGAAAAAUGUAAUCGAACAUAGGACGCAUGUUCGUGAUAUUUUAUUUCCAAAGAUUAAAGUGAAACGCGAGAGCGUGUACAGUGUUAACUAUGAUUCGUCUUCCAAGCUUCACAGCACGCUUCUGUAUCUCAUAAAUGUCUCAGCUAUGUAAACAGGUAUACAUUUCAUGCCCUUGUUCUGUAAGGAAUCAAUAUGUCUAUCAGUUUGACAGCGGUGAUGGUAACGCGUGAUCGUCGUAAUUAAUAAUGUUUCCGUCUGUGAAAAAAAAAAAAAAAAAAAAAUGAAUCUGCGGAUCAACGUAGACGAUUCUUGCGUCAUUAUUGUAAAUUGUUGCGUUCUGUACUUCGUUAAUAAUCGUUCAACCCUUUCGUUAUGGAAUUCAUAUAAUUUAAAUGAAAACUUUCAAUUUUGUAAACUCGUAAACAGUUUUUGUAUUAAAAUGUAGGUCAUAGCGAAAGGGUUGACGUGAAAGAUGUGUUUGUUCAAUUUAAGUUCAAUGUAUGAUGAAUCGUUUCGUUCAGCGAGGGGUGUAUGUUGUUCCGCAGGGGAUAAACCAAGUGGAAUCCAUCCAGAAGCUUCGCUUACGGUGAUUGUACUUCAGGACGUAGGUGAAGGGUGUGCCUAUCUUUUUAUGAGAAGUCAAGCGUCGAAGAACGCGCGCAAUCGCUACCUUUUAUCUACCCUACGAUAACGAGCGAACUAAAAGGAGAGGGCACUAUUACUUUCUUCUUAAGUGGAAGCGUGAUAAAUUAAAUUAAAAAGUUGUAGGUUUAAAAAUCGCUGGACAAAACAUGAAAGAAAGGAAGAGAGAGAAAGAGAGUGUAUGUAUGUGUGUGUGUGUGUGUGUGUGUGUGUGCGAGUGUAUGUGAGAGAGAGAGAGAGAGAGAGAGAGCUGAACGGAGAUAUCCAAUGUUUCAAUUAUAAAGAGAUGGGCGCACAACCGUAGUGUUUAACUGUACCUAAAAUCGUCGUAGUGAUUAAUGAAGAUAAUUGUACCUAUAAAAAAAAAGAAGACAGUUUACGAAUCUCUCUAAGACACAAUUAAAAAAGAAAAUGACACAGAAUUAUCGGCUAUCCGAGAGAGAAACCGUCUGCAAAUAUUGUUGAGUGUUUCAUUAUAUCAUCAAGUUAUCAAGAAAGGAUAAAUAGAAAAGGAUUUACAGCGUGAUAUAAAUUUUAAGUACGAACGGUAGUUUGCAGACAGUUACACUUACGUCUAGCAACCGAACGAAAGUCAUCAUUGCAAUUGCACACUCACAUUUAUUUAUUUUUCAUUUUGCUCGUCGUACGCUUUUAUAAGGUCGUUCGAUGGAUCUGCUGCGCUCCUAAUUCAUAAUUAACCCUUUCAUUGAAAGGGUUACUUAUUUUUAAUAGUGACUAAAUUGCUUAUUUGAAAGUUCAACAAUAAUUAUAGUUUCGUUUUGUCUCCGUUUGUUGAUACUUUUAAUUAAUACAUGAAAAAUGGAAAAUUGAAGUAUUAGAUUUAAAAAUUUGUAAAAAGUUGAAAGAUGAGUCAACAGAUUUAUCGAGGGAAUCAGAAGGGAUUUCGUAACAUCGCCUGGACUAUUUCUAAAGAAAAAAAAAAAGAAAAAAAC
Molecule: messenger RNA, 8318 nt
Organism: Osmia lignaria (orchard mason bee)
Lineage: Eukaryota; Metazoa; Arthropoda; Insecta; Hymenoptera; Megachilidae
Molecular function (GO): nucleic acid binding
Source: RefSeq, a predicted model, not a curated record